AUGAUGGAGUUAUGUGGUGCCUUGCUUUCAUCUUUCGAUAAACGAGGAGCUCCUCCUAGCGGUGGCGCAUUCUAUCAACCUGCUCAAAGUAACCCUCCUGGCGGUGGAGCAUUCUAUCAACCUGCUCAAAGUAACCCACCUGGUGGUGGCGGUUUUUAUUCAGGUGGUGGCAGAGGAGUAGCUAGUAAUAUUCCUACCGGAUAUGGUACAGGUGUUGGUGGUGGUAGUGCAGGAGAUAUACCUCCAAAUAUUCCUCCACCACCAGAAUUACCACUUUCAAUACCAAAACAGUUCAAUUCUGAUGACAAUAUGAUGCGUGUUGAAGAACAACCGAUGCCUGGUGCUCCAUUGGGCAGUAAUGCUGUUGAAGCUAAACCAGAUUUGACAUCGAAUCGACAAACAAUUGGUGAAAGUGCUUACGAGGAAAUUGUUAGCGAUCAUGAAGUUGCACAACAACAACAAAAACAACAACAACAGCAACAGCAACAACAACAACAGCAACAACAACAACUGCAGCAACAACAACAACAACAACAACAACUGCAGCAACAACAACAACAACAACAACAACAACAACAACAACAACAACAACAACAACAAUCAAGUGCAGAAAAAGAUCAAAUGAAUAGUUAUAUAGCGGAAAAGAAUAUCGGUAAUGUAGCACCUGUAACAACAGGUAGUAACGAAUUGUUGAAUAAAUAUGAGCACGUUGGAUCGAAAAGUUCAUAUGCUGAAGGAGGUGAUCAAGGUGAAACAUCAGCACAGCAAUUAGAAAUUGGAGCAGGAUCAACUGCUUCAGUAACUAUGAAAUCAGCUGAAUUCGAAUCAUUAGAAUCAACAAGAGUGGAUGCUAAAAGUGAUGAUACAAUAGCUGAUGCAAUUGCCGGAUAUGGUGGAAGCGAUGGAAAUACAAUUGUGGAAUCAAGGAGUAUUGAAACGGAUGAUGCAACAUGUAAUGAUCCAAUUUUAAAAGCUAUUGUUGAGUCAACACUAAAAGAGCAUCGUGAUAAUUUGGAUGCAGCACGAACUAUCGAAGGGAAAGCAUCGAAACGUUUUGGUGGACGAUUUAAUUCUAUUGUUUCUGAUUCCGAAUUUGCCUAUGUAAAUUGGUAUGGCAAGCGUAAUUGCCAGUUACAGCUUAACGGAAGGCAUUCAUUAACAUGGGAGGAUUAA
This is a messenger RNA of Acanthocheilonema viteae, 1173 nucleotides long. NCBI's taxonomy places the organism in Eukaryota, Metazoa, Nematoda, Chromadorea, Rhabditida, Onchocercidae. The record is from the annotation of a GenBank genome assembly.